Molecule: messenger RNA, 547 nt
Organism: Pyrus x bretschneideri (Chinese white pear)
Lineage: Eukaryota; Viridiplantae; Streptophyta; Magnoliopsida; Rosales; Rosaceae
Product: protein GET1-like
Exons: 6
Coding region: 1-426 (141 amino acids)
Source: RefSeq, a predicted model, not a curated record
AUGGAAGAGGAUCGGAGUCAUGUUGAAUUUCAGGGUUUCUGCAGCACCUUUGGCAGUAGGAAGUUGAAAUUUAAGCAAGCUGCGAAACUUCGGAGGAUUGCAGCUGCUAAGGAGAAAGAACUUGCAAAUUAUCAAGAGUUACAUGGCAAGGAGAUAAAACUUUCAUAUGACUUUUAUCUGAGAAUUUUGUUCAUCUUAAAGGUAGUUCUCGGUUACAUUUAUGUCUUAACAUAUAUUGUGCUGGUUUGCUGGUUUUGGAGGGUUCCUGUUGCCUCCGUAUCGCAACAACUUGUGCAACCCUUUGGGAAUGUUAUACCAUGGAGGGCUGGAGGAGUUGUAAACGAAAAUGUUAUGGUAGGAAUUAUUCCUUGGUUAAUAUUAUCGACCAGGGUUAGCAAGUUCGUAUGUCGACUUGCCGAGUUCUAGAGGUUGGAUGAUUCUGUACUGUCUAGUUUUCAUACACAUGUUAACGUCAUUUUGUUUUGACUAUUACUUCACGAACUUUAGCCAUGAACUUAGGAUUGUUACCUUCUCAUUUAAUUUGUAA